AUGACUGACGACGCGACCAGGACCUUGGGGAAAGGGAGCAUCCCCCCAGGGCCGGUCCCUGAAGGCGUAAUCCGCCUCUACAGCAUGAGGUUCUGUCCCUACGCGCACAGGACGCGCCUGGUCCUCCGGGCCAAAGGCAUCAGACAUGAAGUUAUCAACAUUAACCUGAGAAACAAGCCUGAAUGGUACUUUACAAAGCAUCCUUUUGGCCAAAUUCCUGUCCUGGAGAACAGCAAAUGUCAACUGAUCUAUGAAUCUGUCAUCGCUUGUGAGUACCUGGAUGAUGCUUACCCUGGAAGGAAGCUGUACCCAUAUGACCCUUAUGAGCGAGCUCGCCAAAAGAUGUUAUUGGAGCUAUUCUAUAAGGUCCCACAUUUGACCAAGGAGUGUCUGGUAGCAUUGAGAUGCGGGAGAGACUGCGCUGAUCUGAAGCUGGCCCUGCGUCAGGAGUUCUGCAACCUGGAAGAGAUUCUUGGCUAUCAGAACACCGUCUUCUUUGGCGGAGAUUGUAUAUCCAUGAUUGAUUACCUCUUUUGGCCCUGGUUUGAGCGGCUGGAUGUAUAUGGAAUAGCCGACUGUGUGAACCACACCCCUGCGCUCCGGCUCUGGAUUGCAGCCAUGAAGCAGGAUCCCACAGUCUGUUCUCUUCUCACAGAUAAGAACACCUUCCUGGGCUUCUUGAAUCUCUAUUUUCAGAACAACCCCGGUGCCUUUGACUACGGGCUAAGUUGCUGAGCCUUGCAGUCCACCCCUUCA
Molecule: messenger RNA, 756 nt
Organism: Budorcas taxicolor (takin)
Lineage: Eukaryota; Metazoa; Chordata; Mammalia; Artiodactyla; Bovidae
Gene: GSTO2
Product: glutathione S-transferase omega 2
Exons: 6
Coding region: 1-735 (244 amino acids)
Biological process (GO): L-ascorbic acid metabolic process; glutathione metabolic process
Cellular component (GO): cytoplasm
Molecular function (GO): glutathione transferase activity; glutathione dehydrogenase (ascorbate) activity
Source: RefSeq, a predicted model, not a curated record